AAUAGUACCUUUUCGGUUACUUCCGUGUUUGUGUCGAUCGCUUCCAGAAGUUGUUAUUAUCUUGUCAUACAGGAAUGCUAAGCUCGCGCCCCGUGUUGUUUCGGUGUAACGGAUAACUAGUUUGUAACGUUGCAUUUAGCUUUAGAAAAUAUAGUUCUGCUGGUGUCACAUUGUUUUUGUUUGUUUCGCUUGCGCUUUUAAUGUCAUCAUGACUUGCUACUUCUCAAGUUAACAUUAGCGUUCAGAGGUCCACCACCUGACAGACGAUGAAGCGAGUCAGAGACGCUGAUGUGGAGGAUAGUCCGCGGCAAAAUGAGACUGCGGCCAGCAGAAGGAGAUCCAGUGAGCCUGCAAACGGGGCCGUGGGUGCAAGUGACAUCCAGGAUGAUGACAACAACCCCAGCCACAGGAGAGAAAUCCGGAGCAAGUACAGAGACCUCAUCAACUCAGUGCAACAGAACAGAGAGGAUAUGCUGAAUGCCUCCAACAACAGGCUUACAGAGGUUCUGGAGGAGGCCAACAGGCUGUUUAAAGACGUUCGCCAGGCGAGGGAAGCAGCGCUUGAUGCUCAGCUCCUUGUUGUAGCUACAGACCUGGGAAAGGAGAAAGCCAACCAGCUGUUCAGUGAAGGCAUCGCAUUUGAUACCUCUGCUUUUGCUGAACAUCUUCUGUCUUUCAUGGGUCUUAACCGACUAGAAGACGGUGAAGAGGAGCAGCAUGACGGCGGUGGAAAUGGUUACCUGCCCCAGGACGCCUGGCAGAGAGUGGCCCGGAGAGCAGAGCGCUGCUUCCUGAUGGCGCCCUCUUUCCACUACAUGAACGGAGCUUUCCACGCAGAGCCUCCUGCUCCAAGGCAACGGAUCGAGCGGCAAAGGAAGGCACCGAACAGCGAGGCCAAAAGAAUCAUGCCCACUCAGCUCAAGAAAAUGGAAGAAUCCCACCAAGAGGAGACUGAGAAGGAGGUGGAGCGGAUACUGAGGUACCUGAAAGACUACCACGAAGAUGAUGGAACACCAGUAUCAUACUUCGAGUUUGUCAUUGACCCCAACUCCUUUUCUCGGACAGUAGAGAACAUCUUCCACACGUCCUUUCUAAUCAGGGAUGGUUUUGCACGAAUUUAUCUGGAUGAAGAGCUGCCCUGUAUAGCUCCUGUAGAGGAGACUGAAGAGGAAGCUGGAGGUCCAUGCAGUCGGAAACAGUGCAUCAUUUCCAUCAGCCCCAGAAGCUGGAAGGAGCUCAUAGAUGCCUUUGAGAUCAGAGAACCGUUGAUUCCACCUCCAAAGACUCAGGAUGAGUGACGCACUGCCUCUGUGUUCAGUAAAGCUGAACAUUAUAAGUCAGAUUUUUUUUUUAAAGAACAUUUUAGUUAGUCACAUAUUUGUUAGAUAGUCAUAUGUUGCUGUGUUUU
Thalassophryne amazonica is the source of this 1408-nucleotide messenger RNA. It is a transcript of the gene nsmce4a, whose product is annotated as NSE4 homolog A, SMC5-SMC6 complex component. The record is from RefSeq and is a predicted model, not a curated record. The transcript has 11 exons. Lineage: Eukaryota; Metazoa; Chordata; Actinopteri; Batrachoidiformes; Batrachoididae. The coding region runs from base 267 to 1298 and encodes 343 amino acids. Gene Ontology annotation, cellular component: Smc5-Smc6 complex; nucleus. Gene Ontology annotation, biological process: DNA repair.